Messenger RNA from Penaeus indicus, 3931 nucleotides. RefSeq names its product BOS complex subunit NOMO3-like. The transcript is spliced from 12 exons. Gene Ontology annotation, cellular component: endoplasmic reticulum membrane. Gene Ontology annotation, molecular function: carbohydrate binding. NCBI's taxonomy places the organism in Eukaryota, Metazoa, Arthropoda, Malacostraca, Decapoda, Penaeidae. The coding region runs from base 15 to 3488 and encodes 1157 amino acids. The record is from RefSeq and is a predicted model, not a curated record.
UCUGCACCGUGAAGAUGACCGGACGCCGCGUUUUGUUUUCCUUUUUCUUAUUUUUAUCGGCGUUCUGGGGUCCCUGCCUGGCCAACGAUGUCCUGGGAUGCGGGGGAUAUGUCAGGAGUGAAUUCGAGAUCAACUAUUCUCAAGUAGGGAUUAAACUGUUCACAAAACAAGGUAACCUGAAAUACGAAACAGAAUGUGCACCUAAUAAUGGAUAUUACUUUAUACCUUUGUAUGACAAAGGCAAUUACAUUAUCAAGGUUUCUCCUCCUCCUGGCUGGAGUUUUGAACCAGAAGAAGUGUCCCUGAAAGUAGAUGGUGAAACUGAUGCUUGCAGUUUAGGACAGGAUAUUAAUUUCCAUUUCCAAGGAUUUGCUGUCAUUGGAAAGGUUGUGAGUAUUGGCAGUGACUCUGGGCCUGAGGGAGUGAUAGUAUCGCUUUACAAGGAUGACUCGCUUGUCCAGACAACAAAGACUGAUAGUGAUGGCUCUUACGUCUUCACCCCCUUGUCAUCUGGCGUAUACACUGUAGUAGCAAGUCACCCUACCUGGACACUGCUCAUUGACAGAGUUACUGUAGAAGUUGCAGAUGAAAAUGGAGAUGCUGGUUCAUCCUUGGUUGUUGGUGGAUACUCUCUAAAGGGGAGCGUGAUGUCAGAUGGACAGCCUACUCCUGGAGUCAGCUUUGUGUUCCAUUCAAAAGAAAACCCAGCUGUUACUCCAAAAUGUUCCUCUGGCAGUCCAAAGGGAUACCAAAAUGUGAUUGGAGUGCCCGUCGUGUGCCACGUAGUGUCCGAUGAGAAGGGUGUCUUCCUCUUUGGAUCUGUCUCCCCUGGCACGUACAUCCUCACACCUUUCUUCCAGUCCGACACCACCAAGUAUGAAGUUACACCAGAUAAGCAGGAGAUUGUAGUGGGUCAUGAAGAUAUCACUCUCCAGCAGCCCUUCAAGGUUGAAGGCUUCAGUAUCAGUGGAAUUGUACGUAAAUCAGCUGGCGAGGACCCUGUGGUUGGAGCAAAGGUUGUUUUGGACAAGACUCGCUCUGCUACUACAGACACUGAUGGACGUUACACCUUCCAGAAUGUACAGUCUGGGAAACACAAGAUAAAGGUUACAACAGACAAAUUUGAGUUUGAUGAAACUGUAGUGAGUGUCAGUCCACAGCGACCAUCUGUAGCCGAUAUCUUAGCAACAAGAUAUCAAGUAUGCUUCUUUGUCAAUGUAGAGAAAACUGCAACACAUUCUGGACCUUGGACCAUAGAGACUGUCAAUGCCAAUGAUCAAAAUAUACGGAAGCAACUACAAACUGACACGGAUGGACAAGGUUGCAUUUACCUGCCAGCUGGGAUGUACACAGCUUCUAUUAAGUUAUCUUCUGCUGCUGAUGAAGCUGGCAUGAGGUUUGGUCCUGUUGAACAUGUCUUCACUGUAACAUCAGAGCCAGUCAGUGAUCUAGUCUUUUCACAGUUCCUUGGUGAGGUGACUGGAAAAGUGACUUGCCUAGAAAAGUGUCCAGAUCUAACAUUAGUACUAAGACCAUCUCGAGCAAGCUCUGGAGCACCACAGACUACUAUAGCUUCAGAUGGAAAGUUUGUUUUUAAGGAUAUUGUCCCUGGCUCAUACCAGUUGAGUAUUCAGAAGGAUGAAUGGUGCUGGAAGCAUAAGGUUGUGCCCGUAACUAUCAAUACCCAGAAUGUUGAGGUGUCACUUGAACAAGUUGGGUAUCAGCUGACUGUUGCCUCCUCUCAUGAAACAACACUAAGUUACAGCACCAGCAAUGGGGCAACAGGAACUGUGGUUGCUCAGAAGGGCAACACAGUAGUGUGUGUAUCAGCAUCAGGUAUUUACACAUUUACACCAGUUGGAUGUCAUAAAUUUGGAACAUCUCAAAUUCAGUGGGAUACUGCUGCUCCAAAACUGAUCUCAUUAUCAGCCACUAAGCAUCAACUGACUGGAGCAAUUAGGGCAAGCGAGGUUGCUUCAUUCACUGUUGGGGUUAAAUCUGGAGGACAGGUUAGUAUUCUUGGUCCUCUAAACCCAUCCCCAGAAGAUCCAAAUUUGUUUGUGUUUGAACACUGGGUACAAGAAGGUGAAACCAUUGUGCUAACACCAGGCUCGCCAACCAAUUUGUAUCAGUAUGAACCAUCUUCUCACACAGUUACAAUGCCAGAAGAUUGUGUUCUGGACGCAGUAACAUUCACGGCUGAACGUGCACUCUUUAUUUAUGGCCGUGUUACUCCUCCUCUGGGUGGUGUGACAAUAAAUGUAGAAGGGAAUGGUGAAGUUCACACAUACACUACUGAUGCUGAUGGAAAAUACACAGCUGGUCCACUGGAUAAUUCAGUUCAGUAUAGUGUGUCUGCUGAAAAGAAGGGAUAUGUCAUGAAUGCCUUGAAAGAAAAAGGUCACUUUGAAGCUUACAAACUGGCUGAGGUUAUUGUUGAAGUAAAAGACGAAAAUGGAACUCCUCUGCCUGGUGUAUUGAUUUCCAUGUCUGGUGGGAAGAGUUAUCGUCAGAAUAGCUUGACUGAGAACGAUGGCACAAUUGCCUUCCUAUCUCUGACUCCAGGUGACUACUUCCUUAGACCCAUGAUGAAAGAAUACAACUUUGAUCCUCCAUCAAAAAUGGUGACUGUAGAUGAGGGUGCAACCAUCAUGGUUGGCAUCAGCGGUAUUCGGAUCGCUUACAGCAUCUAUGGUCAGACUGCUUCACUGAGUGGAGAGCCAGAGACAGAUGUAGUGGUUGAAGCAGUGGGCAAAGGAAGUGAGUGUGAGCAGUAUCAAGAGGAGGCUGUGUCUGACAAUCAGGGAGCCUUUAGGAUUAGAGGAUUACUUCCCAAGUGCCAUUAUGAUUUGAGGCUGAAAGUAGGUAGUGGAAUAAAUCAGCAUGUCCAGAGAACCUUACCAGCAUCGCGUACAGUCCAUACUGACAAUGAUGACAUUCGUGACUUGAAGCUUAUUGUCUUAAGGCCAUUCACACAAAUGGAUGUUGCUGCAAAAGUCAACACUGAUCCUCAACACCUUUCAUCUCUUGUAGCAAGACUUUACCGUGAAGACCUUCCAGACUCUCCUAUUCACACUGUUAAACUGGGUCUUCAUCCAUUCUUCAUGCUUCCACCAAUGACAGCUGAUAAGCGUACUUAUUUCUUGCGUUUGGACUCUAAUCUUCCAACUUCGCAGUAUGACUAUUCAUCUCCAGAAGUUACUUUUGUAGCUGAUGCAGCCUUCAAGCACUUGAAUCUCAGUUUCCAGCCAACUUUGAGAAGUGUGGAUGCUGAAUUAAACCAGGGAACUGUUCUAGGAUUUGUGAUUGCCAUAUUAGUCGUUGCUGCAGCAUUUAAUUACAACAGACUUGGUCCCUUUAUGGAAAGAGCGUCAGAUAUAUUAAAGAGCUUUGCAGCACCCAGAUCAUCCCAGAAAUUCUCCAGUUCAUCAUCAGAUAUUCCAAUUAUUGAAGCUGUUCGGAAGAAGGUGAAAUCCAGAAAAAUUUAGAGCUGUGAUAUGUAUGCCAGUCAAGCCAUAAAAAGUUUUGAAUGAAAAAGACACUAAAAAGACUGUGGGUAAUGUAUUACUUGUUAAACCCUUAAGAAACAUUUGAUAAGAUUUGAUAUUGAUCCUUGUUAUACAGUAUGAUUGUGUGUGUCUCCUUUCAGAAGAUUUAGUUUUUUAAAUGGUUACAAUGAUUUGGUCUUUAUUUCCUUUUUGAUGUUGCAUUGUACCAUUCCAUCUUUGAAAAAUGUCAAAUUUGUUUUUACUGUGUAAUACAUUUGUUCUGAAAGAAUAUUAGAAAUAAAGAAACAAGAUGUACAAAAGAUAAGAAAAGGCUAAGCUUUAGUUGCACAAGUCUGUAUAUUUGUUUUGCUCUUUCCCAUUAUUGUAAGUAUUUGUUGUAAUAAUAUUGUUUUACUUUUUGGAAAAAAAAAAUAUAUGUAUAC